GCCAUGUCGUCGCGAACCGCACACCACCAAGUAUUCUACCUAGGUAGCAAAACUCCCUGAAGGGGUUCCGGAUCCCUCAAUCGUCCAUCGAAACGUGCGUCAAUUGCCUCCCGUCACUCCGGCGGCGAGCACAGGCCUCCGCGCGGAACCUCGGCGGCGAGUCGGAGCAGAGUCUGCCAAGGCCGCUAGAACUUUCGUUCGACUGAAAUCUUUCUCUCCUGUCCGAGCUCCAUCCAUCCUCCCAUCAUAAAGUCAUCACUCCCACAUCAAUCCCUCCUCAUCUCGUGCCCUCUGGUUGCCCUGUACCCACCUCCAGCAACACCUUGCUCCCUACACAUUCGCAAUCAUGCUGUCCUCGAGGUUAUCGCGAACCUUUUUGCCGCGGGCGACUGGCGCCGUCCGACGCAUGCAACCCACCUCUUUCAGACCAUCCUUCGGGUCAUCAUUCGUGAGAGGAUAUGCAGAGGGCUCGGACGAGAAGGUCAAGGGCUCCGUCAUCGGUAUCGACCUGGGUACCACCAACUCCGCCGUCGCCCUGAUGGAGGGCAAGGUGCCGCGCAUCAUCGAGAACGCUGAAGGUACGCGAACAACGCCAUCCGUCGUCGGCUUCACCAAGGAGGGUGAGCGUCUCGUCGGUAUCGCCGCCAAGCGACAGGCCGUCGUCAACCCCGAGAACACGCUCUUCGCCACAAAGCGUCUCAUUGGCCGCAAGUAUACCGACCCCGAGGUGCAGCGCGAUAUCCAGCAGGUGCCGUACAAGAUCGUUCAGCACAGUAACGGUGAUGCGUGGCUCGAGGCCCAGGGCCAGAAGUACUCGCCCUCGCAGAUUGGCGGUUUCGUUCUCGGCAAGAUGAAGGAGACCGCCGAGGCCUACAUGGGCAAGAGCGUCAAGAACGCCGUUGUCACCGUCCCUGCCUACUUCAACGACUCCCAGCGUCAGGCUACCAAGGAUGCUGGUCAGAUUGCCGGUCUGAAUGUCCUCCGCGUUGUCAACGAGCCCACCGCCGCUGCGCUUGCGUACGGUCUCGACAAGGCGACGGAUAAGGUCAUCGCCGUCUAUGAUCUUGGAGGUGGUACUUUCGAUAUCUCCAUCCUCGAAAUCCAGAAUGGCGUGUUUGAGGUCAAAUCCACCAACGGUGACACCCAUCUUGGUGGUGAGGACUUCGAUAUCACCCUCGUCCGCCACCUCGUUCAGCAGUUCAAGAAGGAGCAGGGCAUCGAUCUCAGCGGCGACCGUAUGGCUAUCCAGCGUAUCCGCGAGGCUGCCGAGAAGGCCAAGAUUGAGCUUUCUUCCUCCUCCCAAACCGAGAUCAACCUGCCCUUCAUCACCGCCGAUGCUUCUGGACCUAAGCACAUCAACCACAAGAUGAGCCGCGCUCAGCUCGAGAAGCUGGUUGAUCCCUUAAUUACCAAGACCGUUGAGCCCGUGCGCAAGGCUCUGAAGGACGCCAACCUUCAGGCCAAGGAUAUCCAGGAGGUCAUUCUUGUCGGUGGUAUGACCCGUAUGCCCAAGGUCGGCGAGUCCGUCAAGAGCAUCUUUGGCCGUGACCCCGCAAAGUCGGUUAACCCCGACGAGGCUGUCGCUAUCGGUGCCGCCAUCCAGGGUGCUGUCUUGGCUGGUGAGGUUACCGACCUCCUGCUUCUCGAUGUUACUCCUCUCUCGCUUGGUAUUGAGACCUUGGGUGGUGUGUUCACCCGCCUGAUUAACCGCAAUACCACCAUACCGACCAAGAAGUCGCAGGUCUUCUCCACCGCUGCCGACUUCCAGAGCGCCGUCGAGAUCAAGGUCUACCAGGGUGAGCGUGAGCUCGUCCGCGACAACAAGCUGUUGGGUAACUUCCAGCUUGUCGGCAUUCCCCCGGCCCACCGUGGUGUUCCCCAGAUCGAGGUCACCUUCGACAUUGAUGCCGAUUCGAUCGUGCACGUCCACGCCAAGGAUAAGUCCACCAACAAGGACCAGUCCAUCACCAUUGCCUCCGGCUCUGGUCUCUCAGAAUCUGAGAUCCAGUCCAUGGUUGAUGAUGCUGAGCGCUACGGAGCUCAGGACAAGGAGCGCAAGGCCGCUAUUGAGUCUGCCAACCGCGCCGACAGCGUUGUGAACGACACGGAGAAGGCCCUUAAGGAGUUUGAGGACCGUCUUGACAAGUCUGAGGCCGAGAAGAUCAAGGAGAAGAUCGCCUCCCUCCGCGAGUUCAUUUCCCAGAGCCAGUCUGGCGAGGGCACUGCCACCGCUGAGGAGAUCAAGGAGAAGACCGACGAGCUCCAGAAUGCAAGCUUGACCUUGUUCGAUCAGAUGCACAAGGCACGCUCAGAGAACGCCUCGAGUGAGCAGCAACAGCAGCCGCCUGAGGGUGAGGCGUGUCGACAUCUUGUACCCAUACCUCUUCGCUUCUCUUCUCUUCCCUGGACCCGACCUGUUUUACUACCCUCUACGACCUUUACUCGAUCUUUCAACCUUUUCUUGGCUUCGUAUUGGAGCUGCGCCACGCUGCCACAUCAGAUGACGUUAAUCUCACGAACAAGAAAGUUCGUCACCUUUCACUAUUGGGCAAACACAGCAACCUUUUCCAGGCGAACCGCGGAUCACGAGGAUGUGGCGCAUGCAGUCGAUAGGCUUCGUCAUUUGAUAAAAUCCGACGUCGUCCGCACACGCCCCGCUGGAGGGAAAAAGCUAGGUAGACACUUUUCACUACUCGUUUCCUGCAUCACGAUUGUCCCUCAUCUUUCUUUGAAGACUACACGCGACUUGCUUGAUAGGUCACACCGAGACUGCGGCUUUGGACGGUCGACAAGCCUCGCCACCGAGAGAAAGAAAAUGGAUAUACCGCGCGGCCACGCCAUGCUUCCUCUCAACGAGGUGGAUUUUCUGGAUUUUGUGUACAACUACUUUAAAGCCGAAUACGCACCUAUACGCUCGCUGUGGUCAACAGCGACAGCCGAGCCGAGGCAGCCUCAACGAUGGGUAACCAUGGGCCACGAACUAUCUCCCCUCAGUUUCCGCCCCGCGAACGCGCAGGCGCAAAAGGAUCUUGAGUCGCUAGACUUCUUCACCCGGAAGUGGAACCUGGAUGCCGGGUUUGUCAGGGGAAUCGUGGUGCGGUUUGCGAAGUACGAGGUGCACGAGCGACUGGAGAAGAAGUUGUAUGAGAGUUGCAGGCUGGAUUUGAUGGUGCGGAAGGCGUUGAAGGAGAAGCAUCUUAUUGAUGCGCUGUGGCCGAGUCCCGCGCCGCGUAAUAUUCCGCAAGAGCUGCUGCAGCAAGGUGUCCAGGUGCGGAAGUGGUAUGGCGAUAUGUUUGCGAAGUACUUUCGGCAUCUGCAUGCUGUGGAUGACUUCUCGCUCCGUCCGGAGGUCGACCAGAGGAUCAAGAGUAGUGGGACGCUAAUGUUGGUUCCGUUUGUGGACCAUCUUGUGUUUGGGACUGUGGACCCCAUUAUGCCGAUUAUCGCGAAGGGCGCCGGAUACUCGAAUGCGAAAGCUUGGAAGCAGAAAGAGACGAGUUCUUUUGGGGAGCCAGAUCGGUUCGAUAUCCGGUUUGACGCCCCUGGCGAGAUCGUUGAUACGCAUACGAGGAGUGUGGUACGGCAGUGCCAGUGUAUGAAAUGCGGGAGCAAGAGAGACGUUACGGUGGUGAUAUCGAUUGAUCCAACGCCGGGCCCAACGGCACAGCAGUCUACGCAGUGGCGACCAUCCAACCCGAAUACGUCUGCACCUAGGCGACAGGGCUCGAAGGCCGCACAGAAGUAUAGUCCUGGGUACGGCAUGCCUGGUAUCGGCGAUCCUGCGCAGAGACGACCUUUGCAGCCGCAGACGCAGACUCAGAAUGCGUAUGAGGAUGUGCAUCCACCCUCGCCGCAGCAGAAGAAACAGUGUCAGCGCUGCACGUUUCUGAACCAUCCUGAUCUCACGUCUUGCGAGAUGUGCCAGGGCGAGCUUCCACCUAACACCUUGGUAGCGAAACCGCCUAGUCCCGCUCAGCCCGCGAAAACUCAAGCUUCGCACUCUCACUCUGCAUCCCUUCCGCCGCCGAAUACGGCAAAGAAGGAGGACAAGCGGAAGGAACCGGAGCGCCCAGCACCCCAUAACAGGCACAGUCUAAGCUCGACUCUCUUCUCCAUCUUCCCUUUCUCCCAGCAGCAUCAGACAGAACAUCAUGCGAAUCUACCCCCAACUCAACCUCUUGAAGGAUCGCCUCCAGCUACCUCCGAGCCACAUCCUAAGUCAAAGAGCAAGCGCGGAGACCGGCCUCUAUCUAAAGACGCGCCCAACCCUAAGACGGAGCCUGAACACCCGGCACCACCCACUGAGCGCGAGGAGCCCCCAUCGACGCCACCGAACCUCAUCGACCAAGAACCGGACCUCUCCCACCCUCCCGAAAUGGCGAUGAUGCCCCUCACGCCUCCGCCUGCCUCUUCUGACGCGCCGCGUCAGUAUCUGCCUGGCAUGCCACAGAACCUUAUGGAUGACUUCGUCCCUAUUUCGCCGUCGUAUCAGCAAGACGAAGAGACAGAAGAUGCGGGCUGGGGCGAGAUGAAUAAAGAGGAGGCGAGGAGGGACGAGGAGAGCGACGAAGAUGAGGAUAUGGUGGAGAGGAGAGAGGGGAUGAUUGAUCUAGACGCUGUGGCACAGGAGGUGGGCGUUUGGGGGGACGGAGAGGAGUGAUGGUAGGGUGGUUGUUGGAUUUCGGAAGUAUACCGAACGCAUGGAGGCGGUGUCCGGGAAGUGUUCCGUGUACAUGUACCAACUCGAUAGUUCCCACGCCCUUUCUAAAAUAAAGGCGUUCCUACCUUAUACUGGAUCUGCCCUGGUAUGUAUGUGUUUCCCUGGCUUCCCUUUUCCCACGUAGUCAUCGGAUUGGUAGAGAUGUAGUGAUGAAUGACCUGGCUCAGCAGUUCGGAC
Trematosphaeria pertusa is the source of this 4897-nucleotide messenger RNA. Its product is annotated as HSP70-domain-containing protein. The transcript has 6 exons. Gene Ontology annotation, biological process: protein refolding; cellular response to unfolded protein. Lineage: Eukaryota; Fungi; Ascomycota; Dothideomycetes; Pleosporales; Trematosphaeriaceae. Gene Ontology annotation, molecular function: misfolded protein binding; ATP-dependent protein folding chaperone; ATP hydrolysis activity. The record is from RefSeq and is a predicted model, not a curated record. Gene Ontology annotation, cellular component: mitochondrion; cytoplasm. Bases 347 to 4660 code for a protein of 1437 amino acids.